This is a messenger RNA of Temnothorax curvispinosus, 1997 nucleotides long. RefSeq lists its product as uncharacterized. The transcript has 6 exons. Gene Ontology annotation, molecular function: acetylcholine receptor regulator activity. The record is from RefSeq and is a predicted model, not a curated record. Bases 1102 to 1677 code for a protein of 191 amino acids. NCBI's taxonomy places the organism in Eukaryota, Metazoa, Arthropoda, Insecta, Hymenoptera, Formicidae.
UCAGUAUACUGCGUGGCAGCCUGGACCGCGGGCGGCCUGCAGCCUCCAUCGACGGCGUACGGAACGCGUCGACGCGGUGCUUGCGUGCAUUCGAGAACGCAUACGAAAACACGCUCGUUCGCACGAACGUAUACCCUUCUGCGUGUUUUGGAACGCACACACAGCAUCUGCAUCAUCAGCGCGCGCGACACAUGGUCCUCUCGUGUCCCGACCAGCAUCCCCGAUCACGCAUGAGGUCGUGCCUUCGCUCGGGGUAAUUCGAUCAGUAGCACGAGCGUGGCACGAGCGCGGCACGCAACAGCGCAGUCUGGAAGUGCGGAGAAGGGACUGUCAUGAUCGGCCUCGAGGACUACGUGCGCCACGUCGUUAUUAGCUGACUGAAGCCUAUUCCAAGAUCGAGCAUGACGUCCAGAAACAGUAGUGGUACCAGAGAAAACCCGAAGUCGCGACGAUCGGCACGUGUGACAUCCUCAGCGAAAUCGUAGCAGAAUGUGUUAACGAUAUCGGUGCGCUACCGGUCAACGAGAUCGGAAUUAUCGAUUGACCGAGCAGGCAAGGUAACGAGGUCGAACCGCGAGGAAUUGCGCCUUCCAAAGUGGGUCGAACCUGCGACACGCUUACUCUGCGGAGAGAGGAGAGCUGUACCAUUUCGCCGUGGAUGAGAUCCGCGGGAGAUUUGCGGCGAGCCAAGCAUAGGUGCGCGCGCGCGCGCGUGUGUCGUACGCGUGCACUUGUACAUGCGUGUCUAUGACAUAGCAUAGCGCAAACCACUACGGUAUGACGCGGUUCUUUGCUCCCGAUAGCUAAAAGCGGGUAAUAUACGGUAUUUGUGGCGAAAAGUGGACUCGAGACUGCGGAAAAGGGAGAGAGUGCCAAGAAAACGGAUCAACGAAGAUAAAAAAAGGAAAGACGGGGAGAGAAAUUGCUCGUGAGAGAAGUGGAAGGAAAAGAGAGAGAGAGAGAGGGAGCAAAAGAGAAGGAGAGAGAGAGAGAGAGAGGGGCAGACAGAGAGGAGCUAGAGAGAGUAAUGAUCGUGAAGACGGUCGUGCGGACAAAUGAACACCUCGGCACAGCGUUUGGGAUAUUCCAAAGAUGUGAGGAAUGAUCACGUGGAUGAUGGUCGGGCUGCUUCUGGCUGCGGAAACUUGCGGCAGAAACGUCCUCUCCGGAAACGGAAACGGAAACGGAAAGGAGGAGACGAAGCGGCGGGAGGAUCUGAAGAACGUCAGCGCGGACGAGGAAGACAUCUAUCGUCUAACGUGCUACACUUGCGUCAACGUCAGCGAUAACCAGAUGUGCAACGAAUGGGCGAUAGACACACCGUGUCCGGUGGGCGGCCGUGAUUUUUGUCGAUCGCUGCACAUUCUGGACAGUCGGGGGAACAGUGUCUUGGUAAGCAAGAGUUGCGCCAGCAGCGAGGAAUGCGGGCCAGCGUCGGUCGGUUGCAUUCCCGUGGACACGCAGCAGAUUUGCAUAAGUUGCUGCGACCUGAGCUACUGCAAUAUCGAGUCGCCCACCAAUGCCACCAAUGCGAUCUAUUCUCGCAAACGACGCGCCAAGUCGAAAUCGAAGCGCAAGCUUCGGCCCGGCAGAAACGGGGUCGAUGCGGCGACGCAACUCUACGGAUCCAGCUUGCUCUGGCUUCCCGCCUCGCUCUUCUAUGCAUAUCAUUGCUAAGAAAGCAGUAACACUAAUUGCGCAUACGAAGCGGACAGCGCGGAAAUCGCACGCGGAUCGCACGCCGCGGUAUCGUCGCGCCAAACAGCGUGAUUCGCCGAUUUCUCUUGAUCGAACGUUCUUUUCUGUGAUCUUUUUUUCUUCUGUAGUAUCAUACUCGCCUAAAUAAUCGACGCCGCCGUCUAAUUCCGACCAAGCUUUCUGAUGAACUUUCGCGGAAUCACGGGAAAACUAUUCUAUGCACUGAAAAGAAAAAAAAUUUAGAUCCAAGAAAAUAUUUAUUUAGAUGCUGCCAAUAACUUAUUUACUUAAUAUAUUUA